Hyaloscypha bicolor E is the source of this 462-nucleotide messenger RNA. RefSeq lists its product as uncharacterized. Bases 165 to 428 code for a protein of 87 amino acids. The transcript has a single exon. NCBI's taxonomy places the organism in Eukaryota, Fungi, Ascomycota, Leotiomycetes, Helotiales, Hyaloscyphaceae. The record is from RefSeq and is a predicted model, not a curated record.
GUAUACUCAAUUGAAGGAACUCAAAAUCUGUAUGCAUUCAAACAUCAUACGGCGUGAACCAGCCCUUGGAGUUCAACGCCUCUACGGCACCUAGCACAUCUAAGCUGUUCCUCGGUUCCGUGAUUUUCUUCACACUAAUCUCGUGCCUCGUGAGUUUAUUCUUCAUGGACAACCACCAUCUCUUCACCAAGCCCAAGAAAUCCAAAUCCUCAGACUUCCGCUUUACAGAAGUCGUGAGAUUAGAGUCAAUCCUCACCCACGUCCCAUUGGAAGGUACCAACACCGACCCGUUUCCUAAAACAGCAACGUUGAUCCGAUUUAUAGUAAUCGCUAACUUCUGGAAUUUCAUUGGGUGCCACACCUGUCCUGCAGCGUUAGCAAUGUCUCAUCGGACGAGGGAAUACCUCCUGAAGACGACGCGUAAGUAAUCUGACAGCCUAACAAGAAAAUAUGUUAAGUGCG